AUGUUCACUACAUUCGUUGGAACGGCAGCGGGUGCUACCGAAUCGAGCGCUCCGCUAACUCCGGAGCCGCAACCCCCCAAACCUCGACAGAAGCGGAGUCAAGUAGCUCGGGCAUGUGAUUGGUGCCGUGUACAUCGUAUUAAAUGUGAUAAUCAUCUCCCUUGCUCGAAUUGCCGGAAGAGAAAUGGCCAGUGCAGUCAAGGGGAGAUACCUGUUCGUACUCUUCCUCAUGCCUAUCGGAAAAUUGAGCGCCUAGAAAACCGGGUGAGAGAAUUAGAACGGGAACUUGAGAACGAGCGUAAGGCUAUAAAGCCCGGCACUGGCAUUAACACGCCUCAAACGCCAUCGAGUCUCGCCUCGUCCGGGCCUUCUGGCUCCGAGGGACCUGAAGCCUUCGAUUCUCCAGGGGAACAUGGAAAUAGUCCGGAGGGGAAGAAGUCAAGAGAAGGAGUACAUAUUCCUACCACCCGCUCCCAGCAGGGAACGUGGUAUGGUGCCUCAUCGUUAUUCUACUUUAUCAGGCGCAUGAACACUUUCUUGAAUACUUCUCUUCAACAAGCCCGACCUAUCGAUCGCAUGUUACCAGACCCAGUGAAGCUAUUCGAUGGGACAAGCCAAACCUCUACGAAAGAUCAGAGUAGUCGGCCGACUACUACCGUAACAGGAGAACCUGCCAUCGCAGGGAGCUAUUUAACUCCAACUCAGGAAGAAUAUUUCAUAAGUCUCUUCUGGCAAUCUCUCCACACCUCACUACUAGUUUUAGAUGAGGGUACAUUUAAGGAGCAUUACCAAUCCUUAUGGACAACAUCAGGAAGAGAGCGAAAGCCGUCGGCUCUUGUCGACAUAGUCAUUGCCUUAUGUAUGCAAUAUAACACAGCGCUACAGCCAGGCCUCGAGGACGACAUCAACGAUAUUAUCGCUGGUAGCCGGUUGUAUUAUCAGCGCUGCCAGAGGUUAUUAACCAACGACCUAGAGAAUCCUACUAUAUUAACGCUGCAGUGCCACCUAUUAUCCUCUGUAUAUUUGUGCUCUGCAUCUUUCCCAAAUAUGUCAGAUAGCACCUGUACGCUGGCCGUGCGGACGGCGUAUAUGCUUGGCCUUCAUCUAGAACCGCCAGAAGAUAUGUCGAAGCGGGAGCAAGAAAUGCGAAAGCGCUUAUUGUGGACUCUUUAUGUCUUCGAUAGUAAAAUCAGCAUGAAACUAGGCCGUCCGUUCCAACUAGAUCAUUCCGAUACUGCUUGUAGCUUACCAGGUGAUGACCGGGAAUGCGCAACGCUGUCGGGCUCCGUGUUUGCUCCGCUCGGAGAAGAUGCUACAUGGCUGACUUUCAACCUCGAAAACGUUAAGCUCUUCAGGAUGAUCCGAAUAACUUACACGGCCUUCUAUAAGAAACAGCUCGGCACUACUAGUAUCUUCGACGACCAGGCUUCACGGAAUGACCCAAAGAUCAUCGAAUCCCAUGCGGAGUUUCUAGGUCCUUACAUAGACCGAAUAGAGGACUGGGUGAAAGGCGUCCCCGAUGCCCUUAAAACUAAACGGGGAGAAAAUGGCGUUUCUUUUUCAACCGACUCCACCCCUCUCGAAAUCGAACCGUUCGCAUCGCUCUGGCUCCAGCGGCAACGUCUUCUAUUGGAACUUAUGUAUCACAAUCUAUGCAUAAACCUAUUCCGUCCCUUUGUCCGUUUUGGUCCGGCAGCAGGGCCUACUCCAGUUGCUGACAAUAUAGCUGCAGACUGCGCCCGUCACGCCAUAGCACUGACACGUAUCCUGCAUCAAGUACUCUCAUCGACGUCUAUUCUUACCGGCUGGCAUGAGGCAUCCCAGUGGCAGUGGAACGCCGCCAUGUCACUUAUCGGCUAUGUGAUUGCCUAUCCACAAAGUUCGACAACCCCGGAGGCAAGAAGCGCUGUCGACCUCGCCAUAGGUGUCUUUGAUAUCUGGAAAAGGAGCAUCAAAACUGCGGCCAGUGCGGCUGCUAUUACACGCGAUGUCAUCGCACAGGCCGAUAUACUUAUCAAGCAGACACAAGACAGCCAAGAUUCGCCGCAGAAAGCGGACGAGACGCCUCUAGGUUCCAGUAGUUGGGAGGCUACAAGUGACGAGGCGCUCACCGACAGUAACCCCGCCGAAGCACUAACAGCGGUUGGUGAUUGGGGUUAUAACGAUGGAAUAGGGUUACCUAUGCAGGGCAUGCUGGCUGGGUCUAUUGACAUGGCGUUCACUUUCGACAAUCAAGAUUUUGGGAACUUCGGAACAUUGUCUUGGCCGACAAUGAAUGGCGACCCUGGCGCCCAAUGGAUAUACGGGUAA
Messenger RNA from Daldinia childiae, 2310 nucleotides. Its product is annotated as putative transcriptional regulatory protein C16G5.16. Gene Ontology annotation, molecular function: RNA polymerase II cis-regulatory region sequence-specific DNA binding; zinc ion binding; DNA-binding transcription factor activity, RNA polymerase II-specific. The coding region runs from base 1 to 2310 and encodes 769 amino acids. Gene Ontology annotation, biological process: positive regulation of transcription from RNA polymerase II promoter by galactose; DNA-templated transcription. The transcript has a single exon. The record is from RefSeq and is a predicted model, not a curated record. NCBI's taxonomy places the organism in Eukaryota, Fungi, Ascomycota, Sordariomycetes, Xylariales, Hypoxylaceae. Gene Ontology annotation, cellular component: nucleus.